This is a messenger RNA of Chelonia mydas (Green sea turtle), 8899 nucleotides long. RefSeq names its product adrenoceptor beta 2 (gene ADRB2). The transcript is spliced from 2 exons. Bases 3005 to 4225 code for a protein of 406 amino acids. Gene Ontology annotation, molecular function: norepinephrine binding; beta2-adrenergic receptor activity. Lineage: Eukaryota; Metazoa; Chordata; Testudines; Cheloniidae. The record is from RefSeq and is a predicted model, not a curated record. Gene Ontology annotation, biological process: adenylate cyclase-activating adrenergic receptor signaling pathway; norepinephrine-epinephrine-mediated vasodilation involved in regulation of systemic arterial blood pressure; negative regulation of smooth muscle contraction. Gene Ontology annotation, cellular component: membrane.
UAUGGUUUAAUUAUAAAUAAACAAGCAGAUAUUAAACAUAAAAGGCAAAAUUAUCUUCAUUUAGAUGAAAAGGAGCUUGUGGUAGUCUUUAUUCCCUAACACAACAAACUGUUUGCUUUUGGGGAAAAUGCUUUUACACUCAGACCACCAGGUUAACCAUAUCUGGCUUCAACAUCACCAAGUGGGAUGCACUGAAGUUACAUGGUCAGCUCAGGCAUAUUUCUAACAGUAUUUCUCAAGUGUUUGGGAAAUAACUGAAUGCAUUUGUUCAGUUCCCUGGUUUUACUGGAGAUGGGUCACAGCUGUGAUUACAAGCAGAUGUGCAUUAAGGAGAAACCUUUAGAGCUGUUGAGAGAAAGGGCACUCACUCCAGGCAUGUGCCACAAAUCAUUUAAAUUAAAAGUUAUUAAUCUUUAAUUUGAAAAGAUUAUCUUUUGAGUGUACAGCCAGAUAAAGUAGGUACAAUCUGUAAUAACAAUUUCAGUGAAAGGUAGAGGGGGGGAAAACUAUGAGAAAGCUAUCAUGUAAGAAAAGCACAUUAAAAAUUCCUUCCUCUCCUUGUAUACUCCUUUUCUCCAGUCAAAAGAUAUCUCUACUUACCAAGAAAUCAGAAAACUUUAAAUUGCAGCACAAUCCAACGAAGAAUAAGGUCUUCCUAUUUGUGUUCAGGGCCUCAGGAUGAGCUAAACUGACUAUAAAAAAGACUAUAUUGGUCUUUAAUUGUAUAUGGCCUCUGAGAGCACAGAUGUAGCUCAAACAAUGUGUCUGAGAUUGGGGCCUCACCUCUUCCAGAUUUCUUGAACUCCACUUCCCCUGCCAUCUUCCAACUCAGUCCAAGACACAUGGUCUCCCUCCAUCCUCUCUUUUUCUCUUGGAUUGAUCCAGGUGAUAGCUCCCGGGCAGGGAGAUAGACAGAUAGUAUCUGGAUGGAAACUAACAAUGAGAAAUCUGUACUGUUGUAUCCUCAACACCUCUCAUUAGGAUCAGAUCUGGGGAAGCUUCCCUCCGUUCCAGUGUUGCGCUGUCCGUUGUUUACGUGACUUCCCCAUGCAAUGGCGUACUGUGCCUGCUUUUAAAACAAACACUGAAAAAUAGUAAAGGGCCCGAUUCUGCCACCCUUACUCCUGUUGAGCCCUAUUUUGCUGUGCGAGUGGUCUCGCUGAAUGGGUCUAGCUCUAGCAGGAAUAAUUGGAGGGGGAGGCAGAUUCGGAUCCUGUCUCAAAGUGACCGUGCCUUGUCAAUAUAUCACUGUUCUUUCGGUUUCUGGCUCUUUGCUUUCUCCAGAGUAAAUGAUGCGUUAUAUUUUCUUCUACCCCUCCAUGACCGGGAAGGAAGUUUUCUUUACACCGGUUAAAUGACUUGGUUUCAGAGAUCCCGUGCUAAGUUUAGACAUGCAUGUAAAAGGAGGCUUUGGAAGAUGAAUGCUGUAAACAGAGAGACACAGUCUACUUCGAAGCCUAAUUCAGCAAACAAAGCCGUUGCGCUUACUGCUCGAAACCUUUGAUUUCGAUCAUAUCUACACAUACCGAUCUAUAUCCGAUGUAAAUGGGCUAACUGUUGAAAGUAGCUAGACAGAUGGGUAGCUGUCUCAGUGAUUCUAACUAACUGCAUAUCAGGGUACUGGCGGAUUGGCAGGGAGACUAGAAAUGUACCAUUCCCAGCGCUACGCGGUGAUUUGAAUUAAAGCUGAAGAAGAGAAACUUCAGGUCUAAGGAAUAACAACAGGCUGUUGGCAAACUGCCUUUGCGAGCGAUGCAGCAGCAGGUCCCCAGGGGAUUAGGUGGCGCGGUAUGCUGAGAAAGUAUCCCUCGUCCUCUCUUUUACAGUGAGCAUCUGUAACUUUUCAGUCUGCCGCCCCACAGGUGGUUUCCGGGCCAAUCCACUUCCACAGGACGCUGCUGCAGUUGUGUGUCUGAAAACACACACGGACCUAGCACGCACUUACUGGCGAGAAGAAGUUCUCUUGAUCGCGAAGCGGUAAUGUUCGCUGGGAACGGAGCGUGGCGCACGCAAACCAACCUCGCUGGCAAUGCACAAGUGAGGCGGGAGGGUGAACGCAGACAGUUGUGCAAAAUGCCACUCGGUCGCAGACUCGAAACCUUCGCUGCAAAAGGGCCGAAGUGUCAACAGUGAAACCAAAGCGCCAGGGAAGGCGCGCCUGGCUCUGUCAGCAAAAGCGCCUGGAGCCAGGGAUCAACCUGCGGGCUGUGUUCCCAGGGAGCGCCCUGCUUUGAGAGGCAGAUGCGACCGGGGCAAGCAGCCAUCCGGGCUGACUGCGAGCUCUGCCAGAAGCACCCGUGGCCGGGGCUGGGGAGUGAGGAGAGAGGGACGUCUGCAGGCUGCAGCGGAUCAAAGCGGAGGCUCCCCCGUCAACUGCGGCACCGGGAGAGACCGGGACUGGGGCUGCGAGAACCACCCUAGGGGACAGAGCAGCAGGAGCACCGGCACCACUGUCAGCCGUGUGUGUGUGUGUGUGUCCUGCUAGCAGCCCAUUGGCUGGGGGCUGCCUGAUGUCACGGCUGGGUGUUCCUAUAAGCUCCCCAACACAUAACGGACUCAGGACACUUGUAGACGAGACUCCCGGCAGGGCAGGAGCUGCCCAGGCUGCAGCUGCAGAAGUGGAGGGAGCAGGCUAAAGGGGGAACAAACAAAUGCAAAUCCCUGGCCACCAAACAGUCUGUCAACAGGUCUGACUGCAAGAGGCCCCCAGCCCGGCCAAGCCACCGCCGGCAUUUCUCGGGGGGCCAGCUUGGAUCUCCUGCAGCGCGCGUGUGACUGCUCCAGGGCACCAGCCAGGCGCACCGGGCACCGAGCGCAGGAGACAGCGGGCCUGUAAAGAGCGCGAGCGGAGCGCCGGCGCUGCGCACUGGGCAUCGGCCUGUCCCAGACUUGCCUGCGAAGAGCCCCGGCGCUGUGCGGCGGGGGAUCGGACGCGGGGCCGCCCGAGGCUUGCAUGUCAACGGGGAGCAGAGCGGAGAACGUGCGCUGCUGCGGGUAGGAAGCCAUGGGAUCGGUGAGUACCACCAGCCCGGGGCUUGCUGCGGUCAAUGUGAGCAGCAGCGAGGACACGGGCAGUUCCAGCCUGUCGCAAGACGUCUGGAUGGUGGGCAUGGGCAUCCUGAUGUCUGUGAUCGUGCUGGCCAUCGUCUUUGGCAACAUCCUGGUGAUCACCGCCAUCGCCAAGUUCCAGCGGCUGCAGACCGUCACCAACUACUUCAUCACUUCCCUGGCGUGCGCCGACCUGGUGAUGGGGCUGGCCGUGGUCCCCUUCGGAGCCAGCCACAUCAUGCUGAAGCAGUGGAAGUUUGGGAACUUCUGGUGCGAGUUCUGGACCUCCUUAGACGUGCUGUGUGUCACGGCCAGCAUCGAGACCCUCUGCGUCAUUGCCGUGGACAGGUAUUUCGCCAUCACCUCCCCCUUCAAGUAUCAGAGCCUGCUGACCAAGAGCAAAGCCAGGAUUGUCAUCCUCGUGGUCUGGGUUGUGUCUGUUUUGACCUCUUUCUUGCCAAUCCAGAUGCACUGGUACAGAGCAGAGGGCCCGGUAGCCGAAAAGUGUUACAAAGAUGAGAGUUGCUGUGACUUCUUCACCAACCAAGCCUAUGCCAUCGCUUCUUCCAUCAUCUCCUUCUACUUGCCUUUGGUGGUCAUGGUCUUCGUCUAUGCCAGGGUCUUCCAGGUAGCCAAGAAGCAGUUGAAGAAGAUAGACAAAUGUGAAAGGAGGUUUCAUAACCAGAACAACCACCAGCAGGAGCAGAACGGGAGAGCAAGUCACAAGAGAACCUCCAAGUUUUGUUUGAAGGAGCACAAAGCCCUGAAAACCUUGGGGAUCAUCAUGGGCACCUUCACUUUGUGCUGGCUGCCCUUCUUCAUAGUCAACAUCGUGCACGUGAUUCAGGACAACAUUAUCCCCACUUACCUGUACAUCCUCCUGAACUGGUUGGGAUACGUCAACUCCGGCUUCAACCCCCUUAUUUACUGCAGAAGCCCGGACUUCAGGUAUGCUUUCCAGGAGCUCCUGUGCCUCCGGCGAUCUGCCCUGAAGAUGCACGCCAAUGGAUAUUCCAACAGCAACGGGAAAAGUGACUUCAACGAGGAGGACGAUGGAUAUCAGUUGGGACAAGACAAAACGUGUGAAUUGCUGUGUGAUGGAGCGGGGCCACCUGCCAGUGAGGACUUAUUGCACUGUAAAGAGAUCCCUGGGUGUCCGGGAAUGGUGGAAAGUUGAAUGGGCUGAAGUGUCUUCCUUACCACACUGAGCUCACAAGAGCUCUGGAGAGAGAAAGCAGGAGCACAGCCAUGCUUCUCUGAGGCUGGUGAAACGGUGGGAAACUAUUGCUUUGGCAACUGACUUCAUCUCAGCCCAUCACCCAUAGUGAGUCACCCGAAGGAGAAGCUGAUGAAGGAGUGGCAGCGACCCAGGCUAGGAUCCAUCAGCGCAUCAAGCAUCUGAGGGGGAUGUAAAAGCAGGAUCUGCCCUGAAAGAGCAUCAUCUCCAGAACCAACCAUGUGAAAUUGGAUCUACUGUGGGAAGGAGAUAGCAUGGCCCAACAACACAGCACGGAAUGAGUUGAGUUUCCAUGCAGGAGGAAAAAAGACAUCUAGGGGUUUCCCUGUCAUGUCAACCUCGGAAAGCACAGUUUCAAAAGGCAAGAAAUCUCUAGGGCUGCCCUGUCCUCUCCAUUGGCCAAUUCAUGGAAAAGAAGCCAAGCUCACUGCCUCCUGGCCAGGCCAAGGGAUUGCUAGGAACAUGGCCAUGGGUUUUUGUCCACAUGCUGGCAGUGGAGUUCAGAUGAAACAGGAACGUUUUAAAGACGAGAAAGACAAGGAACACUGAAGUUUGCUUUUAUUUACUCUGUGUUUGUUUCUACAGAGGAAGAAACAGAGAAGAUGUCAUGGGUAGAAACUAAUAAAUUCCCAAUACGCCACUCAGUCCUACUCAGAUAGAAGAGGAACAUUAACAUGGGCCAAAUCUGAGGUCUUUACUCAGACAACACUCCCACAGACCCCAAGACACUGACUUCAAUGACUGUAAGGCGCUAGAAUUUGACCCCAUGUUUUUGCACUUAGCAGGGGUGGGAAGAGAGCUGCUUCACCUUUCACUUUUCAGCCCUGAUGGUCAAACAGCACUCGCCACACCCUUGGAGCCCAGUUUUCAGACCUGAGCCCCAAAUGCCAUACAAGGCUCAAAUCCCUCAUUCGGGUAUUGAAAUCAGUGCAUGGGCAAGUCAAUCCUUGUUGAAAACUGAGCUCCCUGGCUUAUUAAAUAUAUAAAAGGGUUCAAAAUGAAAAGCCCUGGUUUGGCUAUUAAGGGCUUGAUCUGGUGAGGUUCAGAGGCUGCCUAGCACUGUCCACGAGACGCUCAACCUCCACUGGCACCCAGGGGCGUUGGGUGACCAGCACCUCCCAGGAGCUCAGCAUCUCAAAAGAUCAGGAAGCCCUUCAUCUCUUUACCCAUGUUGCAAAGAAAAAGGCAGAGAGCUAGAGGUCCACGCAGCGAACCAUUGGAAAGACGAAUUCAAACAGUAGGAAAGCUGUGGUGUUCUUGCCGUUUUGGAUGGCAAAAGGAUAGUCUUGUAUGCCAAGCACCCGGCUCAGCUGAGUGAGUGCAGGAUUCUGCUUAUCAGCCUGCUUAACAGCCCCCUGAGUUCUGAGCACCAGCAGCGAUAACGGAAUUUCUCAGCUUUGCACACAGCUCUGUUUUGACAAGAAGUGUGCAGACAGGCCGGGCUUCCACCUGGAAAACCUCUCACUAACGUACAGUUGGGUUUCUUUAUUUGCUGCUUGAUGUAACACAAAAACAAGACUGCGGAGCGUUGUUGUAGAGCAGCUUCCGAACCUGUGUCUGCAAGUGGGAGCCACUGACAACUUGUGUAAUGCCGUAAGCUGGUCUUCAGCUCUAGCAAAAUAAAAGCAAGCCAUUUCGCUGCGGUAGCCUGAUGUUUAGAAAACAAGAGGCUGCAGUCUGACCUUCUUUAUCUGCUGUGCAGGAUGUGAAGAGUACAGAGCGUGUGUGUGUGUGUGUGUGUGUAUGUGUAUGUGUGUGUAAGAAAACACGUUUGUACGCUAAUUAGACUCUGGUACUUUAUAUUCUUAAUAUUGUUUUCUCAAUGCUGCCAUCUACAGCAGAAUCAAAUUUGUUUUAUAUACAGUUGCCUUGUAAGCGCCUGGUGGCCAGGUUCUCAGCUGCUGCGAGUUGGCAUAUUUCCACUGAAGAGGAGCUACAUCAGUUGGCAGCAUCUGAUGAUCUGGCUCAGUAUCUCCAACGUGCCCUACACUACUAUACAGUAUAGUGCAGCUGGUUAGAUGCUGGGUGCGAAGUGACUCUGUAGGCAAAUGGGGUAGGCAUUCUCUUCUCCUCAACAGCUCACCCUCAGCCUAGGCCAUUCAAACCGGUGUGACUGAAUGAGGCCAUGAACCUCACUUCUUUAUCCCUUAGCACACUUUCCCGUGAAUUCUUAUGCUGGAGAGAGAACUCUGGGCCUGACUCUGUUAACGUUUGAGGACUGUCCUUUUACAGAACAAAGCCUAGGAGUCAUUACAGUGACUGAUUAGUCAUGGAGUCUCUCUUAGAAAUGGUACCAUGAGUUUUCUCUUCAGGCCAAAGAGCAACACAGGAUCCUUUCAGUUACUUUUCCUGCUAAUACUCUCUUGUGUGGGCGUGGCAGCAGCUGACAGUAACUAAAAUGGACACAGUCUCACUGGUAGCUCACAAACACGCCCCCAAAGUCAUCUAUGAUCUGUUUACCGCCAAUUGCUUCCUCACAGAGUCAUAGGAGAUGGAAGAAAUCUCUUAGACGCUAUCCCGUCCAUCUGCUGAGGCCCUACAGGUUUGUUCCCUAUGUUACAUUUGCUAGCGGCUUGUCAAGUCUAUUUUUAAAUGCUUCAGCCAAUGGGGCUUUCACCACUUCCCUUGGGAGACCAUUCCACAGCCAAGGUCAGAAAGCUUCUACUAAUAUCACACCUACACCUGGUCAUACCUUUCAAGUCCAUGUCACUCAUUAUCAUGUCUAAGGGAAGAUGUCCCUUUUCCAAGCACUGCCCCUUUAACUCUUUUAAUCUUUCCUCACAGAUCAGUCUCUCCAGCUCCCUGAUGGUUGCUAUUCUCUAAACUCCUUCUAAUUUGACAUACAAAUAGGCUGAUUCAAUUUUGACUCCAGCUGCGAGGAGUUUGUGACAGAGCCUUUUUCAAAUUAGCUCUAGAAGCAAUGCCUGAAGCACUAGCCGCACACGGAUAGCUCCCCAGUAGCAUGUGUGAGGCUGACCUUGCCCUCACCACCCGGGAAGAUUGAACACAGGUUUCACAAUGAGGGGUCAGACAGCUACCAUGUCAUGGGACACAGGGAGAAUUUGGAACAAGUUCAGUGACAAGUCCUAGUUUAUCCAGGAGGGGACUAAAUCCUGCUGAAGACAGGAUAGGACCAAAUCUCCAUCCCAAAGUAAUCCAGCUCCCACAAAUUCAAACUGGGUAGUGGAGGCGUGGGCAGCACCAUUUAGCAGCUUGUGUGACUGCAUUGACCCGUGGCUCUUGGGAAGAGGGUUUUUUAAGACCAGUUGUGGGCAUACGGGCACAGUUUAUUCUGGUGCCACCUUGGCUGAUGCCACAGUUCAUGUUGAGAGCGCCAUUGUAUACUGCUCAACCCACAGAAGCACAUGUGCCUUGUAGGCAUGCAGAAUAAAGCUGCACAUAAGCAUAGUGAAUGCACGUGGCAGGCUUGCAGAGGGAGUCUUUGUACGCUGCAUUUAUUGUGAGUGCUAUUGUGAACCUGACGUCCUCUGUUCUCUCCAGAGAACAAAUUGUUCUCACAAAUAAAGUCAGAAAUGCCCUGUUCCUUUAUCCUGAAUUUUCACUGUACACCAAAAGUUGUGGUGGAUCAGAGAAGGGACUCUCGUCAGAUUGAAGAGAACAGAAAGGAGCACAGUCACACUGGAGUUUGUGGCAGCAUGAUAGAGGAGAGGAGAGGAGAGGAGAGAGAGGCAGGGUUUGCAGGCUGCCUUUCAGGUGGGCACCAAAACUCCAGUCCAAAAGUCGCCUGUCAAAUGCAUCUGGUGAGAAAUGUUUCAGUAGCACUUUAGAGUCUAUGCUGCGGUCAUAGAGAAAAGACCUCAUUGGUACGUGACUAAUGGUCUCUGCCCCAAAGUCAAAUAAGUAAAGGCUGUGCUGGUAUCAAAGGCUGUGCCUUUUAGGGCUCAGCUUCCCAGACAGAGUCUGGCCAGGGCACUGUGAAUCUCUUGUUAUACACAGCAGGGGUGGAUGUAGCUUCCUGAUUCAGUGGGUUCACUAAACUAAACUGCCAAUGGGUCACUGACCACCUGCAGCAGCACCUCUGCCCUGGCAUCGCAACCCUAAGCCUGUCUGGUGCGGAGGAGUGGCCCCGGGGACCCCAUGACAAAGGGGAAACUGGGCCAAACCUGAGCAGCACUGUGACCCCAUGCACCAGGUCACAAUGCCUGGAUGGAGGAGCCGGACCCAGCCCUGUGGGACAGAGAUGAAUGCAGGGUGGGCUCACUUUCCAACACCCAACUGCCCGGGGCUUCCCCUCCACACCAGGCUGGGAGAAGUCUAUGUCUGCUUGGUUUUGCACCCUUGGUUCCAUGAUUUCUGUAGGUUCAGUUGAACCCAUGAAACCCCCUUAAAGCUACCCCAGCACAUAGCCAGCUGGAACCAGACACAAAAUUAAGCAGAUCUCUUGCAAGCAUCUUAAGCGCUGAGUCCCAUAUUUUUAAAAGUAUUUAGGCUUUGUGGGGCUAGGUCAACAGGAUUUAGGCUCCCAAGUGCCUAAAUCACUUUUGAAAAGGAGACGUAGGUGUUGGAUCACUGAGUGCAGCCACACCCCAAUGCCUCUAAAAGUCUGAGCCUGAGCGAGCACUGAACACUCCAGCUGCAAUAAAGGCAUGACAC